AUGAUUACAACAUGUCAAUUGAAUGCGUUAGCUCAUUUACUCGAAAAAACACCUAAUCUUCGACGACUUAAUGUCAAUAUUACGUCUAAUGGUAACAGUGAUGAUGAUAAACAAAUGCAAGUGGUUCAUUCAUCGAUCACUACCCUGACACUCUUGUUUCAUCCUUCGAUAGAAAAAAUGCAAAAUUUAUUUCGAAUAGUGCCCAAUUUAUUUCAUUUAACAAUCAAUACAACGAGCAUUUACUUGAAUGGACAUCAAUGGAAACAGAUCAUUGUCAAUCAACUUCGAAAGCUAAAAAUCUUUCGAUUUCAAAUGACAUUUUCUUUUCCUGACAACAAUACCAACAACAACAAUAUAGAAGAACAAAUAGAUCUACUACUGGAUACAUUUCGAACUCCCUUUUGGCUCAAUGAACAUGGCUGGUUUGUUCGAUGUGAUUGGAAUGCACAAAUCAUUGAUAAUAUAUCUCUCUAUACUGUACCUUAUGCUUUUGAUGCACUCUCUAUUCAUCAUUCUAAACGAUCAAAAUGGACUUGUCCAAAUGAUAACAACUAUUGGUCUUAUAAUUAUGUGAAGAAUUUUUGGUAUGAAAAUGAUUUAUUUCAAGAUUUGAAUCUCUUUCCUGCCCAUUUCCCCAAUAUUCACCAUUUACGAUUACGACUUCCCGUUAACGAUAAUUUCUGGUUUGUCAUUCCUACAUUGCAUAACCUAAUUUCACUCAAUCUUUCAUUGCGUCAAAGUCGGACUAUAACUCAAAUAAAUGCUUUAUUUGAUCUAAUACCUAAUGUUUAUUCAUUGACUAUUGAGCCGUCAUUAUUUUCACGAAUAGCAACAUUAAAAACAAUCAAUAAAUCAAUUCGUCGAUUGAAUCUUUUUGAUCUUUCUGGAUCCUAUUUUGAUAGUGUUCAAUGUUCACUCUUGGCUGAUUCAUUACUUGGAUGUCAAUGUGAAGUUCUUAUUAUUGGUGUUGAACAUCGAACAAAUGCAUACUUUUUGAUCACUCACAUGCCCAAUCUUAGAGUGUUGAUAUUUCGAUGUCGAGAUGAUAAGUGGCAUGAGAAUAGAUCGUCGUCCACGAGAGAUGAGCUUCUUAGUUGGUUAAAGAACCGAUUGCCAUCUACAUGUUCGAUCAGCAAAAACGAAAAAGCUCCUUUCAAAAUUCGAGUAUGGAUUGGCUAA
Rotaria sp. Silwood1 is the source of this 1179-nucleotide messenger RNA. The record is from the annotation of a GenBank genome assembly. NCBI's taxonomy places the organism in Eukaryota, Metazoa, Rotifera, Eurotatoria, Philodinida, Philodinidae.